AGGUGACUCUCCGACCGCGUUUGAGUGUGAACCGUGAAAUUGGGUGUCGGUGAGCGAGACUGUGAUCGUGAUGGCAUCGAACUGUAAUAUCCUCUUCACGGAGUCUGGCCCCAAUGGCCUCUACAGUGGGUGCCAGGUGGAUAUCCGUCGGACAGAUGGGAGAAUUCACUCUGCAGUUGUGUCAAGCAUUAAUAUGGAUGUUGGCAGUGUUACUGUGGAGUGGUUUGAGAAGGGGGAAACCAAGGGCAAAGAGAUUGAAUUUGAGGCCCUCAUUGAACUCAACCCUCAGAUUCUUGCUCCUGAGCCUCAGACCCUUCCACAUCCAAAUAAGCUGCAACGAACUGGAGGGGUCGUAGGACAGGUCAAGGACCCACAAUAGCUCCACAUCCUACGACAAAUGGACAUCCAGAACCUAUGGCAACUACCAUGAUGAAUUCUGUUACACCCAUAGUGAAUGGGGCAGAAUCCAAGGGAACCAUCACAAAGGCUUCCUCCCUUGCUCCUCCCACAACACGGCGACGAAGCAACGUAGUGAAAGAGGUCGAAAAGCUCCAAAAGAAACGGGAAGAACGAAGGGCAAAACAGGCUGAGCAGAAGGUUCAGAGAGAAGAACUCAUGAACUUGGACCCUGGGAACCCAAAUUGGGAAUUCCUUGCCAUGAUACGAGAAUAUCGCAUGAGCUUUGAGAUGCGCCCUUUGCAGGAUGGAGAUCCGAUUGAGGAUCAUCAGAUAACUGUAUGUGUCAGGAAGAGACCUCUGAAUAAGAAGGAGAAUCAGAGAAAGGAGGUGGAUGUAAUAACUGUCCCCUCAAGAGAUCAAAUCAUUGUCCAUGAGCCGAAAACCAAAGUGGACCUCACGAAAUACCUGGAAAAUCAGAUUUUCCGCUUUGAUUAUGCCUUUGAUGAGAGUGCAAACAACCUGCUGGUCUAUAAGUUUACUGCAAUGCCCCUCGUUGAGACUAUUUUUGAGGGGGGGAUGGCAACUUGUUUUGCCUAUGGUCAGACAGGAAGUGGGAAGACCCAUACUAUGGGUGGUGAUUUUGUGGGCAAGAACCAAGACAGCACCAAGGGUAUUUAUGCCAUGGCCACCAAGGAUGUUUUCAGACUGCAGAAGUCACCUCGCUACAAAUCUUUACAUCUUACUGUUUCCUGCAGUUUCUUUGAAAUCUAUAGUGGGAAGGUUUUUGAUCUGCUAAACAGUAAAGCCAAGCUUCGUGUUCUCGAAGAUGGGAAGCAACAGGUUCAAGUUGUUGGGCUCACAGAGAGGCAUGUUGAGGGUGUGGAAGAUGUUCUCAAGCUCAUUCAAGUGGGCAAUGCAGCCAGGACAUCAGGUCAAACAUCAGCCAAUCAGCACUCAUCAAGGUCGCAUGCAGUGUUCCAGAUCAUUUUACGUUAUGGUUCUACUCAUCGACUCCAUGGCAAGUUCUCAUUAAUAGAUCUGGCAGGAAAUGAAAGAGGUGCCGACACGCAUUCAUCCAACAGGAACACUCGAAUGGAGGGUGCUGAGAUAAACAAGUCCCUACUGGCCUUGAAAGAGUGUAUUCGUGCCCUUGGGAGGAAAGGUGCACACUUGCCAUUCCGUGCCUCCAAGCUCACUCAAGUUCUGAGGGACUCUUUCAUUGGCGAGAAGUCAAGGACAUGCAUGAUUGCCAUGAUCAGUCCUGGUAUGAAUUCAUGUGAGCACAGCUUGAACACUCUUCGUUAUGCGGAUCGUGUGAAGGAACUGGGUGCUCAAGACCCAACAGGAAUGAAGAGUGACAUCAGAACUAUCAAGGAGGAAGAGGUGAUGGAAGAAGAUGAUGACAUGGCUCAGCUGCGCUCUCUCAAUGAGGAAGACUAUGGUGAUGACUUCUUCAACCUUCAAGAGGCUUUCAACCAAAUCACAGAGCUAGAAGAUGAAGUCUUGGAUGAACAUAAACUCUUUGAUGAUAAUAUGAAGAAGUGGAUGAACAUGAAUUCUGCUCUCCUCCAGAUGAGCAAUGAAGUUGGCUAUGAUGUAGAUGCAUAUGCACAGCAAAUGGAGGACCUUGUUGCUGAAAUCAUGGAGAAGGGUCAGAGAUUCAAGAUGAAAAUAUCUUCUCUCCGAGACAAGCUGGCUGAGGAAGAGAAACUCAGCAGGAGUGUGAAUCGGAAAUGAGGAGAAGACUGAUUUUGUCCUCUUGCAUCACAUUUUCCUCCUCAUAUUUGUGAUAUUUUUUGCUCUUUUUUAAUUGAGUGAUGUUUUACUUAAUCUCUUUCUGAGGGUCAGUGAAGAGAGAUGGUGGCACACCUCAUUUCAUCAUGAUCUAUUCAUGUAUUUAGCCUGAUUCAUUCAUUCUUAAGACUGUGACUGAAUCAGGAUAGAUAAUGUUGAAUAGUAAUGAUUGCUGAUAUGAAAAUGAUGCUCUUGUUUUUUUUUUUGCAGGCAGUCUAACUUAUGAUUUUCUUAUGGAUUGACAAGAGUUGUGAUAUAAAAAAAAGGAAUUCUGCAGGAAGGACACUUGAUUUGACACUUUUUUCUGCUUUUACUUUUGGUCUAAAAUUAAAGUUUGCUUCCAAGCCCAAACUGGCACAAAAGGAAGGGAAGAGAAUGGCAGUAGUGUAUCUGGUAUCCUUCCUGCAUGAGUUCAGGUAGGCCUAUGCAAUUGCUGUGCAUGUCUGUAAGCAUCUGAGUUUGGAAUAAAAUUCAUGCCUUCACCUUGUAG
This is a messenger RNA of Darwinula stevensoni, 2683 nucleotides long. The record is from the annotation of a GenBank genome assembly. NCBI's taxonomy places the organism in Eukaryota, Metazoa, Arthropoda, Ostracoda, Podocopida, Darwinulidae.